Messenger RNA from Ziziphus jujuba (common jujube), 1515 nucleotides. Its product is annotated as E3 ubiquitin-protein ligase PUB23. Gene Ontology annotation, biological process: protein ubiquitination. The record is from RefSeq and is a predicted model, not a curated record. Lineage: Eukaryota; Viridiplantae; Streptophyta; Magnoliopsida; Rosales; Rhamnaceae. Bases 169 to 1413 code for a protein of 414 amino acids. Gene Ontology annotation, molecular function: ubiquitin protein ligase activity. The transcript has a single exon.
CCUCUUCAAUUCAAAACAAUUCACAUCUUUCUGUCUUUACACCAUCAACAAUACAAUUCAACUUCUUACUAUCUCCAUUUCCUUCACAUAUACAUAAAAAAGCAAAAAGCUCUCUUGGUUUGCUCUUUUUUUUUUCCUCAGCUUUUAUAUUUUGAGCUGCUUUUAGAUAUGGAUGAGAUUGAUGUUCCUUCAUUCUUUCUCUGCCCGAUUUCUCUUCAAAUGAUGAAAGAUCCAGUCACGGUGUGCACGGGGAUUACUUACGACCGUGAGAGCAUCGAGAAAUGGUUGUUCUCAGGCAAGAAUAUGACUUGCCCUGUUACCAAAAUAGAUCUUUCGGAUUCCGAAUUGACUCCCAAUCAUACUCUUCGCCGAUUGAUUCAAUCAUGGUGCAUCAUGAACGCUUCGCUUGGUAUUGAAAGGAUUCCAACUCCCAAGCCUCCUAUCAACAAAACCCAGAUCCAAAAGAUUCUCAAAGAUGCAAAAUCUCCCGAAUCCCACCUCAACUGUCUCCGAACCCUCCGGUCGAUUGCCGCCGAGAGCGAAACUAACAAACGCUGCAUCGAAACUGCCGGUGCCGUCGACUUCUUAGUUUCGCUAAUCGUGAACAACAUCAAAGCCAUUAAUUCCGAAACUUGGGAAGCUAUAAACGAUGGAUUCGACUUGGCAAGAACAACCGAAGAAGCCUUAUCUACAGUCCACAAUCUCGGACUGUCAGAUGCCGUACUGAAAAACCUAGUAGCUAAAAAUGGAGAGUUCGUGGAUUCCUUGACGAACAUCCUUCAACAUGGAAGCUACGAGUCUCGAGCUUACGCGGUAAUACUAUUGAAAUCAAUGUUCGAAGUCGCCGAUCCGAUGAGAUUGAUCGCUUUGGGAUCGCAAUUCUUCGUCGAAUUGGUUGAGCUUCUGAAGGAUAACAUUUCUCCUCAGGCUUCUAAAUCUGCAUUGCAGAUGCUAAUUCAGCUUUGUCCAUGGGGAAGGAACAGAGUCAAAGCCGUCGAAGCCGGCGCGGUGUCGGUUUUGAUCGAGCUCCUUCUUGAUAAUAAGGAAAGGAGAGCUUGCGAGAUGAUGCUAAUGGCUCUGGACAUGCUAUGCGGCUCCGCCGAAGGCCGAGCCGAGCUGUUGAAGCACGGUGCGGGUUUGGCUGUGGUGUCGAAGAAGAUACUUAGGGUUUCGCAGGUCGGAAGCGAGAAGGCCGUGAGGAUUCUUUACUCGGUUUCGAGGUUUUCGGCUACUCCGGGUGUUCUUCAUGAAAUGUUGCAGCUUGGUGUUGUGGCGAAGCUGUGCUUAGUAAUUCAAGUUGAUAUUGGAAGUAAGACUAAGGAGAAAGCUAGAGAGAUACUGAAAAUGCAUGCAAAGACAUGGAAGAAUUCCCCUUGUAUACCAAUGAGUUUGCUUUCUUCAUAUCCAGCUUGAGAAAGUGAAACUGAAAACUUUUCUAAUUUUAGGGUUUUUUUUUUUUCUUGUACAAAAUUUGAUUGAAUCAUAUAUCAUAAAGGUAUUUAAAUUUUACUUCUA